AUGAGCAGCCCGGAGGCCGAGCAGAGGCGGGAGGCGGCCGCGCAGGCCAGAGGCGCCGGGGGGCCGGGGGGCCGGGGGGGGGGGGCGAGCGCGCGGGCUGGAAGGCGUCCGUGGCGGAAGAGGCCCCUGCAGCGCCGGGCCGUGGCGUGCCGUGCCGUGCCUCUGGGCGCGUGCAGAGAGGGCGCCUGCAGCGCGCUCCUUCGGGCCGCCUCCCCGCCGCCGCCGCCGCCGCCUCCUCCUCCUCCGCGCGCCCCGGCCUCGCGGGCUGAGCUGGGCUGGGGGCUCCUCCUGUGCCCUGGGCAGCCGCGCCUCCGGGCCUGCUGGCCGGCGGAGACCGUGGCCGCUCCGGAGGGCAGCGUCUCCGCCUUGUCCCGGGCCGAGGAGCGGCCGGCCCAGCCCAGCCCGGCCCGCCUCCCACGUCCACGGCGGGCGGGCGGGCCCCUGGGCGGGCUGCGGGCUGGAGGGGUGCCCCCACGGCCGGCUCGAGGGCCCUCCUGGUCGCUGUGGAAGGCAAAGGCCUUUCUCUCCGGGGUUCCAGUGAAGACUCGCCACCCGCCCCGCUUGCCGGCCCGGAUCAGAGAAAUCAUCACCAAGAACCUGACCGAAGGUGACAGAGAAGGUGUGGCUGGGAUGUCCGCCCUGCUUUCCCCGCAGGAGGAGAACCGCAUCUUGCAGCAAGAGCUGUCGCGGGUGGAGGACUUGCUGGCGCAGAGCCGUGCGGAGCGGGAUGAGCUGGCCAUCAAGUACAACGCCAUCAGCGAAAGGCUGGAGCAGGCGCUGCGCCUGGAGGCAGGGGAGCCGGAGGCGCUGGAGAGCCAGGGCUUGGCCCAACACAACAUUGAGCUGCGCCGGCGGCUGGAGGAGGAGCAGGCGGCCUACAAGCGUAAGCUGCAGGCGUACCAGGAGGGGCAGCAGCGGCAGGCCCAGCUGGUGCAGAAGCUGCAAGGCAAGGUCCUGCAGUAUAAGAAGAAAUGUUCAGAGCUGGAACAGCAGCUGGGGGAGAAACCGUCUGAGCUGGAGCAGCGGAGCAUGGUGAGCUGCCAGGACCUUGCGGAGUCCCGCCUGCAUCGUGAGGAAGAGGAGCCCAGCAGCAGCGACCUGGAGAACGCUCUCAUCCGCCUGGAGGAGGAGCAGCAAAGGAGUGCCAGCCUUGCCCAGGUGAAUGCCAUGCUGCGGGAGCAGCUGGAGCAGGCCAACACUGCCAACCAGGCCCUCAGCGAAGACAUCCGGAAGCUGACGGCGGAUUGGUCGAAAGCACGGGAGGAGCUGGAGCAGCGGGAGGGGGAGUGGCGUCGGGAAGAGGAGUCGUUCAACAUGUACUUCAGCAGCGAGCACAGCCGACUGCUCAACCUUUGGCGCCAGGUGGUGGGUUUCCGGAGACACUUCAGUGAAGCGAAGACCAUGGCAGAGAGAGAUCUCUUGGAGUUGAAUGGUGAGCUGUCCCGGUGCAGCCGCCUGGUGCACGCCGCCUGCCUGAACCUGAGUGGCAGCCUCCGUCUGUCUGAGAGCAGCGCCGGCGCGGCUCUGGAGAAGCAGGCUCUGCUCACGGCCCAGCUGGAGGAGCAGCUGAAGGACAAAGUCCGCGACAUGAUCCAGCUGCAGGUCAGGUGUGAUGCAGAGAAGGCUGAGCUGAGCAGCAGAGUCAACGAGAUCACCUCCGCCUUAGAGCGCCUGAAAUCCCAGAAUGCAGAGAAGGCCAGCACCAUAGAGAGGCUCACCCUGAAGCUGGAGGCCCAGGAAUCUGCACGUGCCCAGGAACAGGCAGCUGUUGAGGCCAAGGAGAUGGAAGCCUUGCGAAGCGAGUCGGAAAUGCUGCAGCAGACACUGCGAGACCUGGCUCAGGCUGUCCUCUCCGAUGCUGACAGUGCCGUUCAACUCCCGUCCACUGAACGGACGACCGAUGUGUUGGACAGUGACGCCACUGACUUCAGCUUGCGCGCCUUGUCCAGCAAUCUCCGGACACCGUCCCCACGGCGGCGAUCCUCCCCCCGCCGUAGCCUCUCCCCGGUCUUCUUGGACUCCACGUUUGUGGCAGUGCGGUCUGCCUUACACAAGCGCCAUCUGCAGCUGCAGGAGGCCCGCAGGAAGUACGAAGCCAGCCAAGAGCUGAUGGCCUCCCUGAAGAGGCAGUUGGCUGAGGGCGACCGAGAGCGCUGUUCCCUUGAGCAGAGGGUCCUGCAGCUGAGGGACGAGGCUGCCGGCCUGGCACAGGCCAAGGAGGAUGCCCUGCGGGAUGCCAGCCGCUUCCAGACAUCAGUGGACUUUCUGGCCAGUGAGAAGACUGUCCUGGAGAAGAAGCUGGAGGCCCUGCAGCAGAAGUUCGAUGCCUGGGGGCAGGAGAAUGAGGAGCUGCUGCGGUCCAGCAGCGACCUGCAGUGCCGGUGCGAGGCCCUGGAGGCAGAGAAGGCAUCUCUCUUGGUGGACCGGGAACGAGGCCGGAAGGAGGUCGAGCGUGGCCACAAGCAGCUGGAGCACCUGGAGGGGCAGAGGUCAGCCCUGAAGAAGGAGUUGGUGCUUGUCCGGGAGGCCCUCAACAAAGCGGUCCUGGAGAAGGAGGUGGCUGAGAGUGAAAAGCUCCAGGGUGCCGAAGCCCUCGCCCAGGCAAAGGUGAACCAUGCUGAGCUGGAGCGGACCCUGAACAGGCUGCGGGCAGAGGAGGCCUCCGUGCGGGACUCUCUGGCCAAGAUGAGUGCCCUGAACGAGGGGCUGGCCCAGGAUAAGGCAGAACUCCACCGCAUCAUCGGCCAGCUGGAAGAAGAGAAGGCGGCCCUCCUGGAGGCAAAGCAGGCGGCGGAGCAGGAGAAGGCCACGAUUCGGCUGGAGCUGGUGCGGCUGGAGCAAGAGAGGCUGGACCUGGCUGCGCAGCGCCAGGCCGCUGGGCAUUCUCUGCAGGCAGCGGAGCAGAGCAGGGAGAAGCUGGAGCGGGAGCUCUCGACUCUGCAAGGGGAGCAGGAGCUGGUUCGAGGGCAGCUGGCCCAGCUGUCUCGCCAGAGGGAUGCGGCCGACGAGGCGCUGGCGCAGGUGCGCAGGGAGCUGGAGCGCCACAGCGAGGCCUCGCUCCGGGCGGCCAAGGAGAAGGAGGGGCUGAUGAAGGAGAAAGCCAGCCUGGCUGUCCAGCUGGCCGCUUCGGAGCGGGACAAUCGGGGGCUGGCAGAGGAGAUCGCAGGCCUCAGGUCAGAAAAAGAUGCCUUAGAGACGACCCUCUUUGACGUCCAGCAGCGUCUGACUCAGGUGGACGACCGGAAGGAGCAGCUGGAGUCCCAGAGCCAGGCCUUGCGUCUGGCCAGAGAAGCCCUGCAAGUGGAGCUGGGCAGUGUCCGCCAGCAGAGGGAGGCUGAGGUGAGCCGGCUGGAGAGGGAGCUGCAGCUCCAAGCCCAGAGGUGGUCUCGGGCGGAGGAGGAGGCCCGCACCGCCCUGAGGACCAGGCAGGCUGCACACGAAGAGGAUGUGGCGCACCUUCGGAGGGAGAAAGAGGCGCUGAGGAGGGAGCUGGAGGCCCAGCGGGAGGAGCUGCUGAGCCGCCUGACACGGGAGCAGGAGGAGCUGCUGGCCGGACACCGGGCCCGGGAGGAGGAGCUGAGCAAGGCGCUCGCGUCUCUGCAGCAAGAGCGGGACGAGAGCCUCUUGCUGGCUGAGCACGAGAAGCAGCAGGCCCUCUCCCUCAUGGAGUCAGAGAAGACGGUGCUGAUGGAGAAGCUGUCGGGGACCCAGCAGAGCCUGGCCGGCCUGACCUUGGAGCUGGACAGGCUCAAGCGAGAUGCCCAGAACCGGCAGGAGCAAGAGCGGGCCACAGCUGCAGCCUUGAAUGCGGAGCUGCGGGAUCUGCGCAGGCAGCUGGGGGAAGCCGUGGCGAGUCACAAGCAGGAGGCGAAGGCGCUCCGUGACCAGGCCCGGGAUGUGGGGAAGCAGAAGGAGUUGGCCCUCCGAGAGGUGGAGGAGCUGAGGAUGCAGCUGCGUCUGGUAGAGGAUGCACGGGACUCCAUGCGCCAGGACCUGCUGGAGACUCAGCACCAGGCGCAUGAAGCCCAAGAGAACCAGGUGAUCCAGCGCAAGGAGACCACGGAACUGCGCCGGAGCCUGAGCGAUGAGGCCAAAGAGAAGGAGGCCCUGCAGCGGUCCAAUGCAGAGUUGCGUGCCAGCGUGAAGCGUGCCGAGGGCGACCGCGUCAGUUUGAAGCGUGCCAAUGACGAGAAGGAGCAGAAGAUCUCCAUCCUGGAGGAAGUGUGUGCCGCCCUGGGCAAGGAGGCCACUGACCUGCGCAGCAGCCUCCAAGAGGUGGAGCGGUCGCGGCUGGAGGCCCGGCGGGAGCUGCAGGAGCUGCGGCGGCAGGUCAAGAUGCUGGACUGCGAAAAGACCAAGAAGAACCAGGAAGUGGCCGAACUCCAGGCCCGCAUUGCUCGUGACGAGCAGCAGGAGGAGGAGAGCAGAAGGGAGUCCUUUGGCCUCAAGCAGAAGAUCGUGGCCAGCGAAGCCGGCAGAGAGUCCGCCCGGAAGGAGCUUCACAACCUGCAGCGGAAGGUGACAGAUCUGGAGCGUGAAUUCCACCGGAGAGAGAGAGACUUGCUGGCGAGUCUGGAAGAGGCUCGGGCCAUCGAGAGGAAACUAGUUGACAACAGCCACAACUGGGAGGUCAAGUUGGAGACUGCGCAGGCCGAGGUGGCAGAGCUGAGCCUGCGCCUCAGUGCAGCUGAGGGUCGUGCCCACGGCCUGGAGGCAGAGUUGUCCCGCGUGGAAAGCCUAAAACGAGACGUGGAGUUCAAGCUGGGCAGCCUCUACUCGUCCCUGAGGCGCACCAUGGGCAUUGGCCAGAGAGGCCGUGGCCCCAGCCCGGCCAUCAGGGGGCGCAGCAGCUCUCCCCGGAGACUUCUCUCCCCUCCGAAAGGUGGGCGAGGCAGCCCCACCCCGGAGGGCCACAGCUCGAGCUCCCGAACCCCGUCCCCAGAGCGUAAUGUCUCCCCGAGCCGCAGCGAGCAGCUGGUCGUGGACAUUGACCCCGAAGUGGUGCGGGUUGCGCUCCGGGACUUCCUGCAAGAGCUGAGGGCAACGCAGCGAGAGAGGGAUGAAGCCCAGGGUCGGCUGGCUACCUUGAGCCACCAGCUGGCUGACAAGGAGGUGCAGUGGGAUGCGGCCUGCGCUCAAGUGCAGCAACUGCAGAAGCAGCUGGCCGAGUGCAAUGAAGGGAGGCGCACCAUGGAUGAGAAGCUGAGCAGCACCCAGGGGGCCCUAAUCCUGCAAGAGGAGAUCUUGCGCCGAAACGAGCGGGAGCACACGGCUUUGCUGGACAAGGUGGCGAUGUUGGAGCGGAACGUGCAGGCAGCAGAUGGCGAGAGGAGAGCUGUGCAGGAGAAGCUGGGCGGGAUGAAGGCCAGCGAGGCCAAGAUGGAGGCAGAUAAGCAGCACCUGAAGGCCCUCUUGGACGCCUCGGAAAGUCGCUGCACCCAGGUGGAGCUGUCGAAGUGCUCUCUGGAAGGGGAGCUGCAGAGGGCCCGGCUGGGGCUCUCCGACCGCCAGGUGGAGCUCCAGGGGCUGCGGGACCACCUGGAGGCUCUGCAGAGACAGGUGACCGAGGGGGAGAUGAAGGCUGGCGCCCAGCAGCUGUGCCUGGACCGCCUUAGCCUGGCGCUGGCCAAGGCCACGGAGGCCGAGAGCUCCCUACAUGAGAAGGUGCAGACGCUCUCCGCCUCCUUGCUGGAGGGCAAGGCCAGUGCCAGCUCUGCCCAGGAGAAGGGGCUGGAGCUGCAGAAGGCGCUGGCGGCCAGCGAACACGAGCGGCGGGUGCUGCAGGAGCGGUUGGAGGUUGCCCGCCAGGCCCUCUCCGUAGCCAAGAAGGAGACGGGGCUACUGACGGAGCUCCUCCAGGCCCUUCGGGCAGAGCAGGCGGAGCUGCAGCUGCAGAAGGAAGAGCUGGGCAGCCGUGUGCGCCAGCAAGAAGAGCUGCUGGACCGGUGCCAGGCGGGCGAGGCCGUUGCCCUGAAGAGCCUGCAGAAGGCUCAGGAAGACAAGUGCCUGCUGCAGGAGCGCCUGACCUGCCUGCAGAGGGCCCUGGCGCAGGUGGAGAGCCAGAAACGGGAAGCCGAGCGCGCCUCUCUCCGGCUGGAGAAAGACAAGGUCGCCCUCAAAAGGACGCUGGACAAAGUGGAGCGUGAGAAGCUCAAAACCCACGAGGAGUCGGUGUGGCUGUCGGCCGAAAAGGGGCGGCUGGACUGCUCCCUCACCAGCGCGGAGCGGGAGCUGGCCGAGGCGUGUCAGCAAAUCCGGCUGCUCGAGGCUCAGGUAGUGGAGCUUGAACAGGUCCCAGGCAGGAACGUAGCAGAGGCUUCCCCCCAGGUGGAGCUCGACCGCCUGCGGGGCUCCCAGCUCCAGGCAGCGGAACACAUGCGGGAGGCGCGAGGGCAUUCCCACCGGCAGCGGGUCAAAGGCCUGGAGGAGAGGUCCUGA
Euleptes europaea (tarantolino) is the source of this 6438-nucleotide messenger RNA. RefSeq names its product ciliary rootlet coiled-coil, rootletin (gene CROCC). The transcript has 38 exons. Gene Ontology annotation, biological process: centrosome cycle. Bases 1 to 6438 code for a protein of 2145 amino acids. NCBI's taxonomy places the organism in Eukaryota, Metazoa, Chordata, Lepidosauria, Squamata, Sphaerodactylidae. The record is from RefSeq and is a predicted model, not a curated record.